AUGGCGUCAAAAGAACUACGUAGAUUAGUUUUUGUCACGGGAAACAAGAAUAAACUCGCCGAGGUUCAAGCAAUUCUUGGAACCUCUGUUAAUUUGGUUGACCACAAGCUUGAUUUGUCUGAAAUCCAAGGGAACACACGUGAAGUUGCUUCUGAUAAAUGCCAAAGGGCAGCCAAGGAAAUAAAUGGAUCAGUCAUUACGGAAGACACAGCUUUAUGUUUCAACGCGUUGGGUGGUCUUCCUGGACCUUACAUAAAAUGGUUUUUAGAGAAAUUAGGACAUGAUGGUUUAAAUCGUAUGCUGGCGGGAUUCGAUGAUAAAUCUGCAUACGCUUUAUGCACAUUUGCCUAUUCUCGAGGACCUGAUACAGAACCAAUCCUUUUCGAAGGAAUAACUCACGGAACGAUUGUUCCUCCGCGUGGUCCUAAUAAUUUUGGGUGGGACCCGAUAUUUCAACCAGAUAGCUAUGAAUUAACAUACGCCGAAAUGGCUAAAGAUAUAAAAAAUACCAUUUCUCAUCGGUACAAGGCCUUAGAGAAAUUGAAAGAGUUUCUCAAUUCUAAUUCAGAUUGA
Messenger RNA from Ambispora leptoticha, 573 nucleotides. Lineage: Eukaryota; Fungi; Glomeromycota; Glomeromycetes; Archaeosporales; Ambisporaceae. The record is from the annotation of a GenBank genome assembly.